Messenger RNA from Chrysemys picta bellii (western painted turtle), 6749 nucleotides. It is a transcript of the gene SLC9A3, whose product is annotated as solute carrier family 9 member A3. Gene Ontology annotation, cellular component: apical plasma membrane; brush border membrane; plasma membrane. Gene Ontology annotation, molecular function: sodium:proton antiporter activity; potassium:proton antiporter activity. The record is from RefSeq and is a predicted model, not a curated record. Lineage: Eukaryota; Metazoa; Chordata; Testudines; Emydidae. Gene Ontology annotation, biological process: sodium ion import across plasma membrane; potassium ion transmembrane transport; regulation of intracellular pH.
ACAGAUCUGGGCCGACAGGCCGGUGCGUGCUGGGGAGAGCCGCGCAAGGCUGCUCUGGGACGCAGCAGGUUUUAAUGAGCCAGAUUCUGGUCCCGCUGAAUCGGGGCGUCACUGAGCGAAGCCAGCGGGGCCCCUCCCCGGCAGGCGGUGGGGUGUGUGUGGGGGGGAGGGAUGUCUCUGAGGGCUGUGAUUGGCCCUUAGGGAACGAUCCCCCAAGUUCUUCAGAGGGCAAGAUUAUGUCCCCGGAGCGGGGGCUCCCUGGCCUCUUGCCCCCCCCUGCUCCGGCUCCAAGUUACAGUCGCUCCGGGCGGGCGCGCCCCGGUCCCCAGCCCCGGUGCCCACCCCACCCAGGCCCCAGUGCCUGCAUCCCUGGCGUGCAGGUGCGGGCAGCCCCCAGGCUCAGACCCCACGUGCUCAGCGCUGCCCGGGUAGAGUCCUGGCUCCGCAGAGAUCCCCGGCGGCGCUACUCCCUCCGGCCCGGCUCCGCCGUCUGCAGCAGCCUCCUCUGCGGGAGAGGGGAGCGUAGCUCCGCCUCUGGCGGCUCUGGGACUGCCCCAUAAAGGCAGCUGCCGGCGGGCAGCGGGACCCGAGCUGCAGCAUCUGCCCGUGUGUAUCGCGCGCGGCGCUUGGCGAGUCCCGACCCCUGCCGGCCCCCAGAGGGAGGCAGCAACAGCAGCAGCCCGCUCGUGGGCAGUGGGAUCACGGCGCCUGCACGCGCGGAGCCAUCCCUGCCAGGGGCAAGGACCGAGGGGCAAAGGCAUUGCAGAGCGCCUGGCGCUCCCAGCCAGGGCAGUUCGGUGCGUUGUGCAGAUGAGCUUGGAGAUGAGACCGGUGCCCUUAGCCGAGAGGCUUCUGGUUCUUCCAGUAGCCCUGGCACAGGAGAAGAGCUCGGGGGACCAUACAGCGGUCAGCGGACCUCACUUCUUUCAGAUCGUCUCUUUCAAAUGGCAUCAUGUGCAGGAGCCCUACAUCAUUGCACUCUGGAUACUUGUGGCCAGUCUGGCCAAAAUCGUUUUCCACUUGUCCCACAAAGUCACCCGCGUGGUUCCAGAGAGCGCUCUGCUGAUUGUCCUUGGCCUCUUUCUGGGCGGUAUCGUGUGGGCUGCAGACCACAUUGCCUCCUUCACCCUUACACCAAAUGUAUUUUUCUUCUACCUGUUGCCACCCAUUGUCUUAGAUGCUGGAUACUUCAUGCCAAACAAAUUGUUUUUUGGAAAUCUUGGUACCAUCCUUCUGUAUGCUGUAAUCGGGACUGUAUGGAAUGCUGCCACAACAGGCAUGUCUCUCUAUGGUGUUUACCUGAGUGGAAUAAUGGGCCAGCUUGACAUUGGGCUGCUGGACUUCCUUCUGUUUGGCAGCCUGAUAGCUGCAGUGGACCCUGUGGCUGUACUGGCUGUGUUUGAAGAAGUUCAUGUCAAUGAAGUUCUGUUUAUUAUCGUUUUUGGAGAAUCUCUGCUGAACGAUGCUGUAACUGUGGUGCUGUACAAUGUGUUCGACUCUUUCGUUGCAAUGGGAGCUGAUAACGUGACUGGGGUGGACUGCGUAAAAGGCAUUGUGUCUUUCUUUGUGGUGAGCCUGGGUGGAACAUUUGUUGGCAUUGUCUUUGCGUUCCUGCUCUCGCUGGUCACUCGCUUCACCAAGCAUGUCAGAAUCAUUGAACCUGGAUUUGUGUUUGUGAUCUCAUACCUGUCCUACCUCACAGCAGAAAUGCUUUCUCUUUCUGCCAUCCUUGCGAUAACUUUCUGUGGUGUCUGCUGUCAAAAAUAUGUCAAGGCUAAUAUUUGUGAUCAGUCUUCUACCACCGUGAGGUAUACCAUGAAAAUGUUGGCAAGUGGAUCUGAGACUAUUAUAUUCAUGUUCCUGGGAAUUUCAGCUGUAAAUCCAGACAUCUGGACAUGGAACACAGCUUUUAUACUAUUGACUUUGGUCUUCAUCUCAGUGUACAGAGUCAUUGGUGUAGUGAUACAGACAUGGGUUCUAAACCACUACAGAGUGAUCCAGCUGGAAAUAAUAGACCAAGUGGUAAUGUCGUAUGGUGGACUACGGGGAGCUGUUGCUUUUGCUCUAGUUGCACUUCUGGAUGAGAAAAAAGUGAAAGAGAAAAACCUAUUUGUCAGCACAACAAUUAUUGUUGUGUUCUUUACCGUUAUAUUCCAGGGUUUGACAAUCAAGCCUUUGGUACAGUGGCUAAAAGUGAAGAGAAGUGAGCACAGAGAGCCCAAACUGAAUGAGAAACUCCAUGGCAGAGCUUUUGAUCACAUUCUUUCUGCUGUUGAAGACAUAUCUGGACAAAUAGGACAUAAUUAUCUGCGAGACAAGUGGUCCAAUUUUGAUCGGAAAAUCCUCAGUAAAGUACUGAUGAGAAGGUCUGCUCAAAAAUCAAGAGACCAGAUUCUUAAUAUUUUCCAUGAGCUCAACCUGAAGGAUGCUAUUAGCUAUGUGGCUGAGGGAGAGCGUAGAGGUUCCCUGGCUUUUAUUCGUUCUUCAAGUACUGACAACAUGGUCAAUGUGGACUUCAGCACUCCUCGACCAAGUACUGUAGAGGCCUCUGUCUCCUGUUUACUGAGAGAAAAAGCCAGCUCCGUUUGUCUGGAUAUGCAAGCCUUAGAGCAGAGGAGAAAAAGCAUACGAGAUACAGAGGAUACAGUCACUCACCACACACUGCAGCAGUACCUCUACAAACCCAGACAAGAGCACAUACAUCUGUACAGUCGGCACGAGAUCAUUCAGAAUGAAGACGAAAAACAAGACAAGGAGAUUUUCCACCGGACAAUGAGGAAGCGCUUAGAGUCUUUCAAGAGUACCAAACUAGGAAUAAACCAGCCCAAAAAGCUCAACAAAAGCCACAAGAGAGACCGGGGCCAAAAAAGGAGAAAUAGUAAUGCCAUACCAAAUGGAAAAAUACCUUCGGAAAAUCCAGUGCAAGAUUUUACUUUGAAGGAAAAAGAUGUGGAAUUUUCUGAUCCAGAAGAAAAUUAUGAAUCUCUGCAUAUGGACAAAGGAGUUGACUUUUUAGCGAAUGUCACCAAGCAGAAUUGCACAGAUGCUACCUCUGGAAUUGAUAACCCAGCAUUUUCAGCUGAUGAUGAUCAAAGUAUCUACAUGAAGUUCCCGCCAUGGUUAUCUGAUGAAGAUUCUGUAGUACCAUCACAAAGGGCCCGAGUACAGUUACCGUAUUCUCCAAACAACUUCAGACGGCUCACCCCGUUUCGCCUCAGCAAUAAGUCUGUAGAUUCCUUUUUGCUAGCAGAUGGGCCAGAGGAGCGACCCAGAGCUUUCCUCCCAGAAACAACACAUAUGUGACACGAGCCAUAGUGCUGCAGUGACAGGAUACGCUUUCUCAAAUGAGAAACUGCUGCCUUGGAAACCUGACCAAGCAAAACAAAAUGCUUCUGUUUCAGAGAAACCCCUCCACUUCAUUCCAUCUGGCCUUCAAAGGCCCUGGGCACAAAGCUGUUCUUCACUGGAAAACCGAGGAAAUACAACUCUUUCUACUAUCUCAGAGCACAUGACUUCUUAUGACCCAAACCUAACAGAAGUCUAUUGGAAAGCAGUCUCAGAUACGAAUAACAAACCACCUGUCAAUUCAGGAUAUUGUUCUGAAACUAGUUAUGAGCCAGUGAAUUCACAACAAGACAAUUCUGUAGAUAUGCAAGAGAGGCUAGAGGAAUCUAACCCUAAGGAGAACCAAGAGAAGAAAACGCUGCUUAACCCACAAGCCCACUAUAGAUCUGCUGCAGCCAGGCGUGUACAAAGUCGACGCUCUUUUCAUAGACCAAAACCUUUGCAACAUCCCAAACUUCAAAAGUUAGCAUCUCUUCCGUCAUCUUGUCACAUCCCUCCACAUUCUCUGGAACAAGAAGAAACGCAGCUUUGAGCCUUGACUUACGUAAAAGAAGACAAAUGUAGCGAAAAUGGACAAAGUCUUUGGAAAAAGAGAGAGAGAGUGAGAGAAACUCAAAGCAUUGAGCCUUUUUCUAGUACCGUUUCAAGAAAGAAAACACUGGGGUCUACUUUUCCGCUGGACAUACACCAGUAAUUCCUCAUUCACAUUAAAGGGACUUAUGUGGUUGAAUCAAAUUGAUAACUAUGCUUCCUUGUUUCAUCUAGACUGUUACAAAGAUAAAUUCUGUGGCUAUAAUGAGAAUCUUUUCAAAAGGGAAACUGUUUGAUGUUGCUUUUCAAAUUAAAAAUAGUUUUAUUAUGCCAUAUAUUUCCAUAAAACAUCAUUAAGGCAAUACAUUGCAUCUGUAACAUUAAUAAUGCAGAUCAGUAUUCAUGCUGCGUGAAAUUCUUAUAUAUGAGGCCAAUAGUUAAAUCUCUUGCUUGCUAAAUCUAUUCUGGUUGAAAUAGAUUAGUGCCUCUUUAUUAAAUGUGAAAGCUGAAGAAGAAAUAUUGUCCUACUGUUGAAUUUUUGUAUCAUUGCGAAAAGCUAAUUUAAUUGUGGAAUUUUGAUUCUCUAUUGUAAAUUCUUGGGAUGAAACCUUGGUCCCACUGAAGUGAAUGGAAAUUUUUCUGUGGAGUUCAAUGGGGCCAGGAUUUCACCCUUGUUAUCUUGUUAUCUGUUUUAAGUGGUGCUGGGAAUUAAAGAAUGUACAGAGAUAGAAUAGAAUUCUAAUUUACAUGGUCCUAAACAUCUCAUUUAUAUUCUUAAUUAAGCUGCUCUUGUUCAAAUAGCCUCAGUCACACAAAAGUGAAGACAUAGGUGAUUUAUUUGGCUACUUAGGUGUCUUCCAAAAUAUCUGUUAAAUCUUCCUAUUUAUACGUAACCCUCUCUGGAUAUUUUUUUGGAACAGUGAUUUUCUCAAAUACUGUCAUCUUCUGUGUCCUUUGACACAUUGCUUAGGUGCCAUGAUGACUCAGGAUGUUGCUAUUUCUAAGUACUGUAUACCGACACUUUGGCUAUACUGUAUGUAUAUAUUUGUAGAUGUUCGGAAUUUGAGUUUUUAUUUUCCAUUUUUAUGCUAAAUGAUGAUCAUUGAGAUUCUACCAGAUCUCCUCUCCUUACAAACCUAAUCCAACCCACAGUGAAGCCAGUGAAAGUUGUAUUAGUCCCUGUAUGAAAAUGAAGUACAAGUGAAAGGCUCUAAGGACUUUAUAUUUCCAGGCAAGACUUGAACUAACACUGCAUGUCAGGUGGCUCCAGGCUUAGUUUAGCAGCUUCAUAUACAAUUGGUUCCUCUGUGGUGACAUUAUAUUCAGUAUAGCCCCAAUCCCGAGACUUUGAGGCAGAUUCUCAGCCGGUGUAAAUAGUCAUAGUCCCAUGAAGUCAAGUUAGCCACACAGGUGCUUUUAAAAAUCCUAUUAGGCAUCUAUCUGCAUCUUUAGGCACCUAAAUUAUUUUAAAAAUCUGGCCCUACCUGCAUAAUUCAGUCAUAAAAAUGGGACUUAGUCUCCUAAAUCACUUAGGCACUUUUUAAAGUUUUAACCCUAUAGCUAGAACUCAGAUGUUACUUCAGAUUCUAUGGCCCAGUUUUUCAAAAGUGGCUUUUAAUUCUGGUGCCUCCAUGCUUGGGUGUCCAACUUUAGACACACUGGACACCCAAAAAAUAAAAUCAAUGGCCGCUUGCAGAGAUGCUGGCCCUGUACCUUUUUUCUGUCUAUGGCCUCUUAGCUAAGCAUGACAGUUGUGCUAGUGGUUAUGCUCAGAUACCAUGAGGAUGGACAUUAUAUGGAAAACUAGGUAGAUAAAUAACCUACUCCAUAGGGACUGGAUUCAAAUUACCAACUCAUUAUACACAAACCAUCAAGUAAUUCUCUGCUUUCUUUCAGUCCUCCUGUAGCCCAACAUUGACCACCUAGCCAGGGGAAUAACAUGUUGCUUGGAAUAAAGUCCUUAGAAACCAUAGCAAGUCUAGGACCUAGAUGUAUGAUUUGAUGUCAAUGUAAUUUUUUGUGAACUGAGUAAAUUGUUAUGUAUUUUUAUUAUUGUUUUGGUGCAGGGAAAAUAUUUUGUAACCAUAGUUCUGGGUAUUAUUAAUAGGAGUGAUUACUGGAAUUUUACUCAUCCCCAUGAUGAGACAUGUGGAUCCUUUUUGAAAGCCACAGUUAGACUGACCCAUUAUACAGCAGGAGAAAAACACUUUGGGCCAGAUUCUCCAAUGCCUUGCACCUAGAAUAAUCAAUUACACCCACAAAAUCUUAUCCCCAGUUAAUCAAGUGGAGAAUUUUGAUUUCAUAGCAUUUUAUACCUAUUGGGCCCAGGUGUAAGUGACUACACAAGAUGCUAGGCAAUGGAGAAUCAGUUCUUUAUUCAGAAUGUUUUUGAGCCACAUUCACCGAUAUGCUCUGGCUGCUUAUCACUGCUCUGCUGAUGCAAGAGUAACCUAACUGGCCAGGUCAGCCAGGAUGGUGGCUGUUUGCAUUGCUGGAAUGGCACAAAGCAGCCAAGGCAUUCUGGUGAAUCUGGCCCAACAUUUUUAGGGUAUUUUUCAUAGUCCCAGAAAGGCAGCAAUUGUUCUAUCAUAUCCCAGCAUAAUGCCUAAGCAUGAACAACAUACUAGAUCAGAUUCCAUUUCCAGAAUCUGGUUUCUAUGAAAAAUAUCCUUUGCCUAUUACUUUUGUGCAAAUUUCCUUGCUAUGUUGUAGCAGUAAGGAAUGGAGCAUCACACGUUGACACUGUAAGGAGGCCUGGACUAUAAGCUACAUUUUCAAGUAUCAGAGGGGUAGCCGUGUUAGUCUGAAUCUGUAAAAAGCAACACAGGGUCCUGUGGCACCUUUAAGACUAACAGAAGUAUUGGAGCAUAAGC